CAAUGGCAAAGAGGCGUGCUUGGUUUCUGCCAAGUGCUGCCCUCUUUACAAGGGUGCGCGCUGCACCAGUGCUCUUACUGGUUACUCACUCACGAGAUGGAGCCACGGAGCCGUAGUCUGCUGCAAACUCUUCACGCUGCUGUUUAUGGACCUGCGCAAGAGUAUGAACGGGGAAAGUUCCAAAGAAGCACAAGUUGGGAUUUUCUCACGCUUUAUCAUUCGCGAAGAAAUAACUGCGCGAAUCUGUCCCUGCAGUACCUGCUGACAGCACGUGACACAAGCUGGUGCUGCGCCGAAUCUGUGGGUUCUCCGCGAUACUGCGCGGCUUCUUUUCCUUUCUUUUUUUUUUUCAAUCGCCCGUGGUGAAACGCCGGAAAAAGACAACGCAAACCUGUCGCCACGUGAAGGAUUCUCCGUGUUUAGUCAGUGCGAUCAGACGUGAACAUUGUCGAUGGUCGUCGUACGAUUUCGCUGUAGCAUGGCGACGUUUUUCUGCGGUCGACAGCUCGCUUUGCGUGUUGGAUUUCUGUGCGUCUUCUUUCUUCUGGCCUACGGACAAGGCCCGUCGAAGCCCGCUAACUGCACUCCGGAAGCGGCGUUUAUGUGCUACGACAUGUACCGGUUGGAGUUGAAGGGAGCUCAGGCCCUCGCCGACGAGGGCAUAAACCAGGAGGAGCUUGACGACAAGUGCAGGCGCAUCAAAGAGAAGUUGCCGUGCCACAAAGAGAUCGCCCUGUGUCCUGAGAUGUCAAGGUUGAAUAUGACGCUCCAGGAGAGUGGUUACCAGGCUGUGACGAACAUCGUCUGCGACACGCAGGCACUGAAAGAUUCCUACGUGGCCGGCCGCUGUGAGGACGGGCAGAAGCUGAUCGACUGCCUGGUGGAAUGGAGCUUCCAGCAUCACGACGACGAUCCUCCCCGCGACGAAAACGUUCGCCUGUGCAGGCGCCUCCGAGGCUCGUUGGACUGCUACGAUGAGACAUUCGUGGCCUCGUCGUGCCCCGUCUCUCUGGAAUCGGCCAAGCCAGCUUUCGUGAGGACCCAGCAGGCGCUCCUCCAGCUUGUCGGCUGCGAGGAGCCGAACGGGUCGGCACGGUUGUCCUCGGCUCCUCAAGGACUGCUGCUCGCGAUGGCCACCCUGGCUUUUGUUCGCCAGAACGUGUCUUGAGAUGUGCAACUUUAAAAGGGACGCUAGUGAGAAAUCCUAAAUCAGCUUACACCGAGCAAGCAUUCUUUCGAAUUAUCGUUAACGUCGUGGUUAGAGAUUGAUUAAUAUAAGGCAAAUUAAUGCCACACUGCCAUUUUUCGCGUUUCGUGCCGAAACGUCGUCGUCGGCAUACGUCAGUGUGACGUCACAAAUUUCAACGUAUCAUCUCGUAUUUGGACCAUUGUGGCGCACUAACAGUUGUCCAAACUUGCCAAGUUCAGUCUCGGGCUGGUUUUUUUUUUUGUAAUACCAUGUAGUCAGUGCUUACCGAUAAAAAAAGAUUACUGUAGAGCCGAGCAGCAAGACACUGUCAAAAGUCAUGACGUCAUAGCUCUGUGGUGCGAGACCUUUAAAGUGGCUUACUCGACACCCACAUUUGGUUCUUACGUCUUUUCUGGCUUCUCUCGUGGUAAGAGGCCUUUUUGCAUUGUUGGAAACGUAAAUUACUAGUGUAGCUGAAGUUAACUUUCUCUUUGGGGCUUCUUUAGAGGGAGACUAUAGAGAAAGUUAAUCUUGAUUUGUGAAUUGCAGUUCUGGAAUACCAGAGUCUCAUAGUGAUGUGAUCGAAGAUGCGCCAUAGACAGGACGAAACAAAACGGAAGACUGGUGUUGACGUCACAUUUAAGUUGCCACAAACCACGACGUCGUAAGAUUCUUGCGCCUGCUAAGGGCUAAUUUGUUUGUUUAUCAAUAAAUAAGGAUAACAGCGCCUUAGGAACUAACAAAAGACUCAGCCUGUGUAACUUUUGUAAGCUGUACCUGCACGAAAACAAACGUGAUGGUAAAAGAGUGCAACGAAAUUUCUAGGAGUGUGUGCCACACAUGCGCCGCGCAGCCGUGAGCAAGAACUUCACUGUAAGAUGCGAAUGAAUAUUUUAAAAUAGAACGAAUUUGCAGUAACGACGUGUCAUUGUGCACUGGUCUGCGGCGGCUAAUGCGGCAUCUACCUAACAGUCCCUCCUCUCACUGACGUCAUCAUAGCCGCGGUUGGGACGUGCAAUUAAAAAGCAGAAAUUGGUCGAUUUUCUUUACUAAUAAUACUUCUUGCGCGAAUAAAUGCGGGUACAGUGAGUAAUACCUAACCACUAUAAGCUUAUUUAUAUCUUCGACGUCAAGUGAUGAGAAAUACUCAACUUUCGAAGUCAGUUAAGGGUUGAGGAGCUUGUAAGCGGGAAACAACUGCUUUCUGUUAUCAGCUCUCCGGCAGGGGAACCAUUUGGAACAGUCCUAAUUUGCAACGCUCUCUCUCCCUCGAGACUACAAAAGUGCUGUUAUCCAUUAUACUCUAACAAAAACAGAUAAUCGGCAAUUCCGAAAAAUGAAUAAUUGAGUACGAAUGGAAUAACAAGGGCUAUUGGAUGCGUAUUCAAAGUUUCGAAUACUCACACACACCUCUAAUAGUUUGAACAACAACAACAACAAAACGCAAUGGCUCAGGUGUGUUCUUUUUGCCUCUGGUAAACUAUUUGUGCCUUUUACUGACGCAUACAAAGUAUUACAGACCACUGGCUCUUAGGAAAUUGCAUUACGCUGCAGUGUGAGAUUGAGUCAUGGCAUCCUCCUAACUUGCUCAAAACGACACUGUUUGCUUUACAGAAAGCUUCGCCUUAUAUAGAACGCUCUGCAUAUUAUGUAUAUAUAUAUGCGAAAAUGUGCCUUAUUUCUUAUACAUCCUUCACAAGGUAAUUGUUACGAAUGUGCAUAUGUCUAAACUCAGAUUUGUUACUUUGUUACCGGGCUCUUGUUAUGGUAAUUCGCCCCAGAAGAGGCCCAUUUAAGGCCUUAUGUAAUAUGCCUACCGAAGUUUACACCAAUCAAUAAAAAUGAGCAGGAAGCAACGGUGUACUUCACUUCCUCUCACCUCCCUCCCUCCCCCACAAAAUGCAGUGGCUAUGCAAGAGGCCGUAGUGAAGGGCGAAGGAGCGGACAUUAAUUUGAUCACACGAGUUGAUCGACAUAAGCAUGCACAAAAUAUUUGGUAUUGCUAGUCCCUUUUUCUUUUUCCCUGUCCCACUUGUGUGCAGCAUGAAGGAAGGAACUAGGAGUGAGCAUUGCGCAAUACGACUGAAGCUAAACGAGUUGGCUCAACACGCAAUCGUAAUUUGAGAGCAGGCGUUAGGCUUCGGUGCUCCUGCUGUACAGGCGGAGCUUCGGAAGGGCAGCCGAACAAGGGCAUAGACUGACAACUACCGGAAACCAGAGAUUCUCGGCCAGUACGCCGGGUAUCAGACGUCACGUGUUGGCCCGAUACUGCAAGGGAAAAAGCGAAGGCUAUGGCUUCACUGAGAGUUCGCCUGUCAAGGCUGGCUGCGUGACAUAAUGCUCUCUUCUAAUUUAUUUCCCUCAUCCACGGAGUGCAGUGUACGUGCCGCGUGUAAGGCCCAUCUCCAGUUUUCUGAUCAUCUUAUUUGUCUUCUAAGGUGCGCCAAUGCUUAGUCUCUGCUGGUAAGCUAACCGCACUUCAUUAUCCUUAUCACAAAAAAGUCUCUGCGUGUGAUAUUUUUUUGCCGCACUGUGGUUUCUCUUGUUCAGUCAACCGCAAGGAGUGCGAUCUGCACGUUUUGCAGGCAGCAGGUCGGGGUGUUGCUGUCGGGUGUUGCUGCUGCCGCGAGCAACACCCGUUCUACAGAGCCGCAUUGUUCGUUAAGGAACAGUUGUGCAAAAGAAACUGUCCCUGCUUGUAGCCAUGCCGAGAGCCUCCUUUUGCGAAUAAAAAGUUUACUCAUUUC
Dermacentor andersoni is the source of this 3936-nucleotide messenger RNA. RefSeq lists its product as uncharacterized. The record is from RefSeq and is a predicted model, not a curated record. Lineage: Eukaryota; Metazoa; Arthropoda; Arachnida; Ixodida; Ixodidae.